CUUUUAUUUCAAUCCCUUUUUUAAACUCGCAUUCUCUCUUUUUCUCUCUCUCUUUAUCGACCCUAUUCCACUUCCUAUUUCUCUACGUAUGUGUUUUGUAUCAUAUCGAGAGAUACACAUUCUCUACAGUAAACAACACAGAUUUUACAGGAACAGGAAGUCCAAAGUGUCACGAUAAAUGCAAUCAAAACGGAAAUUAUCUUGUGGUACAAAUAAUAUUGCGUAUAUAGUCAAAAGAAUGCAUCUAUAAUAAUUUAACCGUGAUCAGUGCAUUGCACCGUCUGUGAAGCUUACACCCAUUUGGUUAACAAGAAACGCAACGAACGUGUAUAGCCUCAUUUGUCUUCAGGGAAAGAGUUCAAAGUCCCGUAAAGGUUUCAUUCUAUGUCUUCCUCAUGGCGUCUAAGUUCCCAACAAAGGAGGAAGGAAAUGUCAAGCUUCGUACAAGAAAAGGUCAUGACAUGACAUGGUCAUGUGACAACCUGCAUCAUGGUGAGCCAAUCACAUUUUAUUGUAAACAACACAAAAUUCCUAUAUGUCAUAAAUGUGCGACCAAAGAUCACCAGAAACCAUGUGAGCUCAAAGACAUCGGGGAUGUCAUCUUUGAAAGGCGAGGAAAUCUGGAGGAGAAACAGCCCUUGAUAGGGGAAACGAAAUUACUACUUCAGAAGGUCCAAUCUAAAAUAAAUGCCGUUUCUUCUUCAUCCAGUAAGCAUCUUGAGACAGUGAACAAUAAGCUACAAGAGACAUUCGCAGACAAGUUAAAGAAUGCGAAAGAAACGGAAGUAAACUUGAUUAGGGUGAUUAACGAGGAGGCGGAUGAAGAAAUACAGAAAAUAAAUGAGAAGAGAGAAAAACGCAUCAAGGAUUGCAACAUCGAUAUCGAAAAGGAACAAAUUACCAUCAAAGAGAGACAAACAAGACUUUUAUCAGAUACAAAGACAAUCAGUGACGAAGUUACUAAGAAGAUUAACGAUCUUACUAAUAAGAUUCAGCAUGCGCUAAACACUAUGAAGAAUAUUGAAUCAACCAUCACACGUAUCAACCAACAUGAUGAAACAUUGGUGAAUGAAGCUCCUCAAGUACUUGCAUCUAUCGAUGAAAAUGUAAGUUUGAACUUUCAUCAAGAUGUUAACGACUGUCUUGACCGAAUUCAGAGUGAAGUUGAGAGAGUGACAUUUGUAGAGGCGAAAGUAGGUGGAGAAUGCUGCAGUAGAAUCGAUGGGUAUAUCGGCAAAUGGGAACUUGUCAAGUCAGUACACAUUCCAUCGUUUGUUAAUAAACCGUGGGUGCCUGGUUUGAUCAGUGAUGAUGAGAUAUGUGUGGAAGACGCAAAGAACCAUGACAUGUAUGUUACAAACAUUAACACUCAACACACACAGAAAGUCAUUGAUGGAGUUAGUAACAUGGACAUUACGUCAUGUGCCCCCAUAAACAGAAACGUAAUAGUAUGUGGGAAGCGGAGAUGGGAUUCGAAGGGUGACAGGUUAGAUGGAUGCAUCACUCUCUAUGACAGACAAUGGAAGAUGAUUAGAGACAUCAGCAUACCAAGGAAUGGAGGCUUUAAUAGUGUGUAUGUUAAUGUCGACAGGGAUGGAAGGAUCCUCGCAGCUGAGAUCAGUCAGUCUAACAUCUACGUCAUAAACCCUGAUAAUGGGAAGAUUGUACACACUGUUACGAUGCAGGAUAAGAAGGUGCUUGGUGAAAUACAAGCCUUGUCAUCAGGUGAUAUCGUUGUGAAUACAGGUUACAACAAAUACACUGUCAUAUCACGAUCAGGAGAAGAGAAGGCUGUCAUACACUGUGAUGAGUGGGGGGAUUCAAAAUGUCGAGUUGACAAACUGACAGACACACUCUUCAUCACUUACCGAGUCGCGGGUAAAACCUACGCAGUUGAUCAGCUGUCACGUGAUGGUAUCAUCCAGGCAAGGGGGAUCGUGGAAUACGUGGAAUCAGAUCGCCCUUUCUACUUUAGCCCUUGUCUUGUUACUCCUUAUGGUAACCGUGUAGUCUGUGAUGGAGAUAAGCUUCUUCUUUACAAGAAGACAUUUAUCUUGUAAAUCAUCAUGACACAAAUAUGAAAUUAUAGACCUGCCAUUGACCGCCAGCAGGGAAAAUAAUGUCAAAUUGUCAUUUCAUCUAAUGAAAAGGCUUGUAUUUCAUUCAACGUCAUCAACACCACCUUAAUAAAUAAAUAUUCCGAGUAAAAAUGUAAUGUUGAUACCAGAACAUUAGAGACAUUUAGAGUUAUACUGAUUUUUUUGUAUACUUAUAUGUAAGGAGGCGACGUACUAUACACGGUUUAUAUAUAUAUAUAUAUAUAU
This is a messenger RNA of Lytechinus variegatus (green sea urchin), 2324 nucleotides long. RefSeq lists its product as uncharacterized. The coding region runs from base 396 to 2060 and encodes 554 amino acids. Gene Ontology annotation, biological process: positive regulation of DNA-templated transcription. Gene Ontology annotation, cellular component: chromatin; nucleoplasm. Gene Ontology annotation, molecular function: ubiquitin-protein transferase activity; zinc ion binding. The transcript is spliced from 2 exons. The record is from RefSeq and is a predicted model, not a curated record. Lineage: Eukaryota; Metazoa; Echinodermata; Echinoidea; Temnopleuroida; Toxopneustidae.